AUGCGGAAGCUGCUUCAACUGCUCGCCCGGGCUCGCGCUCUUAAACCAUGGCCCUCCCCCAAAGGCGCAGGCGCAGGCGCACGUCUAGGGCCAUUCGCAUGGAGCGCUCCUCUGUCACAGCCGCCGGCUUUUCUGGCGCAGCACCACCAAGCGACCGCCAGCACUUCGCCGAGGUCGUCCAAGUGCGCAUGCCCAUGA
Exserohilum turcica Et28A is the source of this 198-nucleotide messenger RNA. RefSeq lists its product as uncharacterized. Lineage: Eukaryota; Fungi; Ascomycota; Dothideomycetes; Pleosporales; Pleosporaceae. The record is from RefSeq and is a predicted model, not a curated record. Bases 1 to 198 code for a protein of 65 amino acids. The transcript has a single exon.